UUUUACACAUUGCCGUGUGGACGAUCUGUUCAGUUUAUUGUAUUCUUAUGAGUUGUUAGUUAUUUAUAGACGGCAUCGAAGGAAAAUCUUGCAAUUUUGGAGCGUUUUAAACCAUGUUGAUGUUUGCAUAACGAUAUAUACGAUGGUUACCUUUUGAACUAUCAUCGAUUCCUACUAUUGAGCUCUGAUACAAGCUAUAGUCAGAGCAUCGUAAUCAUUCCGAAAGCUGAUGUGUGACAACAUAAAUGGGGCACUAAUCCAUUCAAACUGUUAUCCACACCAUAAAACGAGCACCUCACCUCCUUUUCAUUCGAAACAUCUGAUAAGCAUGUAGAAAACAAAAACACAAAACAUCGAUAGCAGAAAAAGUGCUUCGAUUAAUCACAUUAAAACCUACGUUUUUAACUCAAUUAAUGAUGAAAAAAGUAGUCAUCCUCAAGUCGGAGAGUGACAACAGUGAAGCCUACCCGGCGCUUCUGCGGAAACACGGCUUCGAGCCCAUCUUUGUGCCAACGUUGGAUUUUUCUUUCAAGAACCUAGACAUCCUUCGGGACCGUCUCCUAUCACCGUACAAGUAUUCCGGCCUAAUAUUCACCAGUCCGAGGGCCAUAACGGCCGUUCGGGACGCCCUGGAUGGGAACCGCCUGAAGGACGACUGGAAACCGCUGGAGAAUUACUCCGUUGGUGAAACCAGUUCCGACCUUAUCCAGCGCACACUUGAACUGGACACCAAAGGGCAACACUCCGGAAAUGCUAGCAAUUUGGCGGAUUUCAUCAAAACGGAUCUUUACAACAAAACAGUGACACUUCCGUUUCUGUUUCCUUGCGGGAAUCUCAAACAGGACGUGCUCCAGAACAAACUGUCCGAGUAUGGAUACUCGUUGGAUUGCGUCGAAGUGUACGAAACGGUGCCCCAUCGGGAUCUGGAACGGAAUCUGGUGGAACUGUUCCGUGAAGGUGCGGAGCAGCCGGGGUAUUUGCUAUUCUUCAGCCCUUCCGGAAUAAAUUACUGCGCCAGUGUUUUUGAGAGACACAAGCUGGAUAUCGGUGGCUGUCGGAUUGUGGCCAUCGGACCGAGCACCAAGAAAGCCAUCGAGAACAAGGGCUAUGCGGUGCAUCGAACGGCGGAGAAACCUUCGCCCGAGUAUGUCGUUAGUGCUUUACUAGAUACCUAACCGAAUGUUGAUUAGUUUGUAGAAAAGUGGGUUUGGGGGGGAAAAUAAAUUAUUCGAUACAGUUCUAAACCUCAGUGUUGUCAAGUCAAAUUACUCGGACUGGUGAACAGAAAAAAAUCGAAAAAUGAUUGUCGAUAUGGUAGUUCUAGAAUACUUGCAGAAGCGGAACAAAUCCAUUGAUGUCACUCAGUUACUAGCCGUCUAUGGUUAACCAGCCUAGAACUACAAGUUGUUACGCAUAAAAGAUAUUGAAAGAAUAAUCAUUGUUGAAAAUAGUGAACUAAUGAAAUGUGAUUUGUUUUAACAACUACCUACAUCUACUCAGCGUUGGGUUUUUCAAAUUUUAAAUUGUGAUUCUGAUAGCGAGUGUUCAACUAUAAGCUUGAUUUUGUGCUAAGUCAAUCGCAUUAUAUUCAAAUGCAGAAAGAUUUUUUAUACUUUUAGACGUAGUUUCAUAUAGUUGUUCUAGUUUAUAUUUCCUGAAUAUUGACCCGAUAAAUAGUACGUAAGUUGUUAUGCCAUGAAAUAAAUAAUAUAAACAAAGUGUUGAUUAGA
Molecule: messenger RNA, 1730 nt
Organism: Aedes aegypti (yellow fever mosquito)
Lineage: Eukaryota; Metazoa; Arthropoda; Insecta; Diptera; Culicidae
Product: uroporphyrinogen-III synthase
Exons: 1
Coding region: 414-1175 (253 amino acids)
Biological process (GO): uroporphyrinogen III biosynthetic process
Molecular function (GO): uroporphyrinogen-III synthase activity
Source: RefSeq, a predicted model, not a curated record